AUGUCUGUUGAUAAUACCAUCAAAGCUUCAAAAGCAUCAAGCUUUACACAUCAUCCAAAUUCAGCCAUUCAUACUGAUAUCGCUAACAACUCAUUUGUUCUGGGUCCUAUCAAUUCAUUGACCGAUGGUGAGGAAGAGAGUGCUGAUUUUAGUUUUGAAACUUUUAAAAGUCAAAUCCCAUUCACCGUGAUUAAUAACAUUGUUUCAAGUGAUUUGGCACUAAAUGGAGAAUUGAUUACUGAUCGUUCCAUUUCAUCAAGUUCUGAUUCAACUGAUUUAACUAUAUCACAAGAUGGUUCUUUACUGUUGAAUAAAGAUGGAAAUCAUCAAACUCCUCUGUUUUCGGAAAAUUUUGAAAUUGUCAAGAAUUCUACAACUAUAUAUGCUACAGAUGUUGAUUCUCAAACUGGUGGUGAUGUUUUAAGUUUGAUUAGUGGGACUACAAUUUCUCAACUUUUAAAUUUGGAUACAAUAGCUACUGAAUCAAAUAUUUCAAGUGCUAUUAAAAAAGCUGAAAUUGGGAAAUCUAUAUCAGUGAAGGAUGAUAACUCAUCCAAGAUUAAUAGGGGUUCAACGGUACAAGAGGUUGAAUGUAUGAAUGUUGGUUCUUCGAAAAUUUUGGAGAAUAAUGAAAUAAAAGUUGAAUCAAUUGAACCUUCAAAACAGAAUGAUAAACAAGUUAUGGAUAUCAAAUCAGUUGUAAUGAGUUCAAAAGGUGUUGCUCAACUGUUUUUCAUUUCAAUGAUCAAAUUUGCUAAAGGUUCUCCAGUUAAAUUUGUUACUGCUAAACAACUUGAAAAACAGAUUGAUGAUGAAGUGCAAAGAGUUUUUUAUAUCAAGUAUCAAAUGAAUGCAUUCUCUAGUAUUAAAUCCUUCUUCACUCAAAGAAAACCUGGAGAGGAUCAAUUUUAUAAAAAAGCUGUGCAUUCAUUAUUUAAAAAAUUGACUAUAAUUUAUUCAAAUCAAAAACUAUAUUAUGAUGUCAAUCAAAGAGGAAUGACACCAAUUGAUGUUUAUAAAUUUAGAACUUGGAGACAUGAUGAAUAUGUUGGUGUUAAUGAUUCAAGAUAUGGUCGAGUUCUGAAAGGUGAUGGUUGGCAUAGUACUUGGUUACCUCCAUUCCAUGAUUUUAAAAUUAUUACAAAUCGUUCAAGUUUUUCAUGGAGUAGAGAUUUAUUUAAACCAAUUGUUGUUUUCCCUAAAUUGAGAUUUCUUGUUAAAAAUGAAGAUCCUGAUACUUUGGUUAAUUAUUAUGGGUUAUUAUUAGAUGUUUUAGAUUCACAAGUUUUUGAAUCCAAAAAACUUAAAUAUAAAUCAUUGAAUGCUUCAAAUUUAGGUGAAGUUUUAGCAUCUAGACCAACUGGUAAUAUUAAAAAACUGAGUAAAAUUAUAUGGAUUGAACUUAGAGAAUAUGUUUAUAAUCAUCAUGAAUGUAUUCAAUAUAGACGUUCAGAUAUUUUGGGAGCUGAAGAACCAAUUAAAGAAAAGUUUGUCAAGAUUGUUGAUUGUGCUAUAAAUGGUUAUAUUGAAGCUUUUAAUUACCUUGAUGGAUUUUCCACUUUAUCAAAACAUGGUUCAAAUGAAAUUUAUGUUAAAAUUUUUGAAUUUUAUAAGAAUUGUCCUAUUGUGGAUCUUGGGUUUUAUUUAUUACAAGAUUGUACACCUGAAAUACUUGAUAGGAAAUUGUUUAAAUUGAGAUUGGAGGGUAGAACAGGUUUGGAAAUUUUAGAAAUUGUUAUACAAAAAAAUUUAUCAAAAUUGGAUUCAAUGACUUUGGGUUUUUUAAGAUUGAUGGUUGCAUUUAUUGGAAGUCCAUAUAUUACUAAAUUUAUAUUGAGAAGGUUGAUGUAUUGGGGUGAUAAUGUUGCAAUGGAUCCUUUAACUUAUGUUCAAAAUUUUAAUUGGUUUAAAGAUCCUCAGGAUUUUUAUCAAUUGAUUUCCAAAACAGUUCGAGAUGAUGCUGUUUCGUUUAUUGAAAAGAGAAUGAUUCACCAUAAUUAA
Molecule: messenger RNA, 2001 nt
Organism: Hansenula anomala
Lineage: Eukaryota; Fungi; Ascomycota; Saccharomycetes; Phaffomycetales; Wickerhamomycetaceae
Exons: 1
Coding region: 1-2001 (666 amino acids)
Source: RefSeq, a predicted model, not a curated record